CGCUGGAAGAGAGCGAUGGCGGGUUUGACUGUAAGAGACCCUGCGGUGGAUCGUUCUCUACGUUCGGUGUUCGUGGGGAACAUUCCAUAUGAGGCUACUGAAGAGCAAUUAAAGGACAUCUUUUCUGAGGUUGGACCUGUUGUUAGUUUCAGGUUGGUAUAUGAUAGGGAGACAGGAAAGCCAAAAGGUUAUGGCUUCUGUGAAUACCAAGACCAGGAGACAGCACUUAGUGCCAUGCGAAACCUAAAUGGGCGUGAAUUCAGUGGGAGAGCACUUCGAGUGGACAAUGCUGCCAGCGAAAAGAACAAAGAAGAGCUGAAGAGCCUUGGCACUGGUGCCCCUGUCAUUGAGUCACCUUAUGGAGAGACCAUCAGUCCUGAGGAUGCCCCUGAGUCCAUUAGCAAAGCAGUUGCCAGUCUUCCACCAGAGCAGAUGUUUGAGCUGAUGAAACAAAUGAAGCUCUGUGUCCAGAAUAGUCCUCAGGAAGCACGAAACAUGUUGCUUCAGAACCCUCAACUGGCUUAUGCUUUGCUACAAGCCCAGGUAGUGAUGAGAAUUGUGGAUCCAGAAAUUGCCUUGAAAAUUCUGCAUCGCCAGACAAAUAUCCCAACACUGAUUGCAGGCAACCCUCAGACAGUCCACAACGCCGGACCUGGCUCAGGAUCCAAUGUGUCGAUGAACCAGCAGAAUCCUCAGGCCCCUCAGGCCCAGUCUUUGAGUGGAAUGCAUGUCAAUGGCGCACCUCCUCUGAUGCAAGCUUCUCUGCAGGCUGGAGUUGCAGCACCAGGGCAGAUACCAGCCACUGUAACAGGACCUGGGCCUGGUUCCUUAGCUCCUGGAGGAGGAAUGCAGGCCCAGGUUGGAAUGCCAGGAAGUGGACCAGUGUCCAUGGAGCGGGGACAAGUGCCGAUGCAAGACCCCAGAGCAGCUAUGCAGCGUGGGCCCUUGCCUGCCAACGUCCCAACUCCUCGAGGUCUGUUGGGAGACGCUCCAAAUGACCCACGCGGAGGCACUUUACUUUCUGUAACUGGAGAGGUAGAGCCUAGAGGUUACCUGGGACCACCUCAUCAGGGUCCGCCCAUGCACCAUGUCCCUGGCCAUGACAGCCGUGGCCCACCCCCACAUGAGAUGCGGGGAGGGCCAUUAGCUGAGCCCAGACCUCUAAUGGCAGAGCCAAGAGGACCCAUGCUAGAUCAGAGGGGUCCACCAUUGGAUGGCAGAGGUGGAAGAGAUCCCCGAGGCAUAGAUGCACGAGGGAUGGAGGCAAGAGGAUUAGAUGCUAGAGGAUUGGAAGCCCGUGCGAUGGAGGCCCGUGCAAUGGAGGCUCGUGCGAUGGAGGCCCGUGCAAUGGAGGCCCGUGCAAUGGAAGUCAGAGGGAUGGAGGCCAGAAACAUGGAUACAAGGGGCCCAGUCCCAGGCCCUAGAGGCCCUAUACCUAGUGGAAUCCAGGGUCCCAGUCCAAUUAACAUGGGGACAGUUGGCCCCCAGGGAUCCAGACAGGUCCCAGUCAUGCAGGGAGCGGGCAUGCAAGGAGCGAGCAUUCAGGGUGGAGGCCAGCCUGGUGGCUUUAGUCCUGGCCAGAACCAAGUCACUCCGCAGGACCAUGAGAAGGCUGCUUUGAUCAUGCAGGUUCUUCAAUUAACUGCAGACCAGAUCGCCAUGCUGCCUCCUGAGCAGAGGCAGAGUAUCCUGAUCUUAAAGGAACAAAUACAGAAAUCUACUGGAGCACCUUAAAAGGUUUUCAAAACUACCUGGCGACAAAUCUGGAAAUUAAUUCCAUAACUUUGUUGAAAUGUUGCAAAAAGAUGGAUACUUCAUCCUAACCCUUGAAUGACUCAAAUUGGUGCCAGGUGGAGGACUCCCAUCACCUUCUCUCAGAACAAAAUCAGUUCAUUCUGUUGUCUUAGUUUGUAUGUUUUCUGUGACUUGAAAUAAACUUUGAACACAAUUUUAGUAUACUGCAAAUUGAUAUACAUGACCUUUUUGCUUUUAAAAGGGUGAAACCUUACAUGUGUUUUCUACCCUUACUGCAGUAUUGUACUUUAAUAUUAUGUUGCCAUAGCUCUGUUUUUCUUUUUAAGUUAACCAUUUAUUCUUCUUGAUGAUAUUUGAGAAUUUCUCAGAAACAGUGUUUUCUGGAACUUAGUUUUUGCUUAGUUUGCUUCCAACAGGAAUAAUAUUUGCCCUUUGAGAGCUUGCUAGAACUUCUGAGUCUACUGGGAGACAAUAGCAUGUGCUUAGAGCUGUAAAAUGGUCAGAAGGCCAACAAUGCAAAGAGCCUACCUAGGAGAGCAGUGUAUUUAGUUUAGAAAAAUCCAAAUAUCAAAAUGUAUUUUUUGGUCAGUACCAAGUCUAUUCACACGCAUAGUUCAGAGUUAAGACAAAGAUGAUGUAUGAUCACUGGUUUGAGUGUGUCAACAACACAAGAGACUGUUGACAUUUUCUUGUCUGUUUUAAAACUCUUCAGUCUGGGUAGUCAACCUUAAAAGUUAAGAAAGCCACUAAUUUUUCACAUGUUCAAGGUGAAAUAAACACUGAACAGAAAUCAAACAAACAAAAUACAUUUCAUCCUGCCUUCUAAAUAAUUACUAACCUACAGCCCUACCCAGUAACCAAAUUUAUUCUAGGAAACUAAAACAUAGACACUCUAAAACUUUUACAUUUUUCUCAUUUAUUUUAAGGGGACCAAAUGUAGAGCAUAAGCUGUCAGAUUGCCCAUUAGGCCUGCCCCUGCCUGCUUCCUUUCAAAUAGGUGUGAACAUAAUCAGUGCCACUGGCUCUAACCUAUUGCUCUUCCAGCCUAGUAUUCUCUCUCUCAUAGUGGCAUUAAGGAGAAACAUGAUUUCUCUCCAUCAGGCCAACCUCAAGAGGUUAAGAGGUGCCUUAAUAAUUAGUAAAGUUCUACUGGAACUACUCCUGAGCCUAUUUAUGUUCUCAGAGUCCUAGCCUCUGGGUUAGGAUUAUGGUCAAGUGAAUUAAAAGCCUGCCAUAGGCUUAGAGAAUGUAAUAGCAUAUUGCUUACCUGUGAAGCAAAAGAAUGCAAAGAUAAUCAACUUUAUGAGAGACAUUAAAAUUGAGGGAUUUUCUACUCUGAUAUAUAAACAUUUACUGCAACAAAAAUUUGCUGAAUAAGAUACUUGAUAUUACAACCUAGGAAGAAAAACUUGCUCAAAACAACUGAGGAGCUUUCUGGGUAUCUUGCUCAUCCCCAGUUCAGGCUUAGAUGUUGAUUAUGUGUAGGAUUUAUUAUCAUUACCUUUUCUGCCUACUUCCAUGAACAUUCUAGGCCUUGAUAUGUUGUUGAUUUUAGCAGCAGUCAUAUCUUGAAGUGUCAAUAUAUUUAGACAU
Eubalaena glacialis (North Atlantic right whale) is the source of this 3348-nucleotide messenger RNA. It is a transcript of the gene CSTF2, whose product is annotated as cleavage stimulation factor subunit 2. Bases 16 to 1734 code for a protein of 572 amino acids. Lineage: Eukaryota; Metazoa; Chordata; Mammalia; Artiodactyla; Balaenidae. Gene Ontology annotation, cellular component: mRNA cleavage and polyadenylation specificity factor complex. Gene Ontology annotation, biological process: mRNA 3'-end processing. Gene Ontology annotation, molecular function: mRNA binding. The record is from RefSeq and is a predicted model, not a curated record. The transcript has 14 exons.